This is a messenger RNA of Ictalurus punctatus (channel catfish), 2864 nucleotides long. Its product is annotated as nuclear transcription factor Y subunit alpha. Bases 1224 to 2243 code for a protein of 339 amino acids. The record is from RefSeq and is a predicted model, not a curated record. Gene Ontology annotation, molecular function: DNA-binding transcription factor activity, RNA polymerase II-specific; RNA polymerase II cis-regulatory region sequence-specific DNA binding. The transcript is spliced from 9 exons. Lineage: Eukaryota; Metazoa; Chordata; Actinopteri; Siluriformes; Ictaluridae. Gene Ontology annotation, cellular component: CCAAT-binding factor complex. Gene Ontology annotation, biological process: regulation of transcription by RNA polymerase II.
CCGACCAACCAAAAGACUAAAAUAAUUAUAAACAGGAAUUUAAGGGGCACGAUCCGUGUGCGUGUUAACCCGGACGGUGUAAUUCUCACAGAUGAAUUGGACCGAGUUAGCCGAGAAGCUAACCGCUAUAAAGAGGCCUAGCUAGCGUAGCUAACCUAACCGUCGGUGUCUUUGUGUUGUUAGCAAAAAUAAAUAAAUAGUUAGCGUCUUUUUUUCAAACCAGAAGUUAAAACAUGUCCCCUUCGUGAGGAUGAAAGUUAUUGAUCCUGGCAUGUUCUUCCAAAAGCAUACAGAAUUUAUUUACUGGCCUAUGUUACGUUAUAAGUCGCGUUUUAACGAUAACUUCGUUAUAACGUUAUACUGCAUUUACUAAACCAGCGGGCAUGGCCGUAUCCCGAAUGCGUAAACUUGACUUGCUAGGGCACUAAACAGAUCGUAGGGCGUCGUCGAUUGGGGAGCAUGUGUAGUGUGCGUGUGAAGGGAGCGAGGAGCAGUUUGGGAUACGACCCGUGACUCCAACAGUGCAAACGAGCCAAUUCAUUCCAAGCUGUUGUACGCCGUAACCAUGGAAAUAAGGAGUUUAUUUCUUUAUUUUUUUCUUUAAUUAUCUUGUAUUUAAGGUGCAAUGUGUAAUUUAUUAAACUAUUCAUCGCGGCACUAGGCAAAACUUAUUUCUGUCCAUGUUCUGGCUCCAUGUUCUGCAAAAUGUCGCUUGAAUGCAAAUGAUAUCAAUAAUGAUGAUUAUCGAAUCGAAUGCUCAUAAGAUGAGCACCUUUUAUAUCAGAGCUCAUAUAAUAUCGAAGAAUAUACCCUGAAUUACACCCCAUUCAGCAAAGCUAUGUAUUUGGGGAAAAGGGGUGGGACCAGGUGGGGGACACACUGGACUGGGUACUAAAACAUCGCAGGGCAUGAUCUCACACAUUCACACACUACUGACAAUUUAGAAAUGCCAAUCAGCGUACAAUGCGUCUUCAGACUGGUGGAGGAAACCCCCGAAGUACGGGGAGAACAUGCGCUUACGCAGGGCGGGAGCGGGAUUCGAACCCACGGCGUACUAACCACUACGCCACUGUGCCCCUCUGAGUGCCUGACUAGAAUGUGGAUUUUGUGCACCGCCAAAAUGUACCACUAAACUAAAUCCUUCUCUCUGUACUCGUACCUGUUUCCUCUGUUUGUGUUCCCGCAGUGUAGUGUUGAGCCUUGUUUCUGAAUAGACUCUGAGCAUGGAGCAGUUCGCCGAGUCGACGAGCAGUGGAGAGCAGAUCGUGGUGCAGGCGUCCAGUGGAGCGGUGCAGCAGCAGAGCACAGUGACUGCAGUACAGCUGCAGGCCGACGGCCAGGUGGAUGCGGGUUCAGGCCAGCAGGUUCAGACUCUCCAGGUUCAAGGGCAGCCUUUAAUGGUGCAGGUCAGCGGGGGUCAGCUCAUCACCCCUUCCGGGCAGCCCAUAAUGGUACAGGCCAUGCCGGGAGGACAGGCGCAGACGAUCAUGCAGCUACCGGUGACGGGCUCGCAGGGUCUUCAGCAGAUCCAGCUCGUGCAGCCGGGACAGAUUCAGCUCUCAGGAGGUCAAACGCUGCAGGUACAAACAGCACAGGGACAAACUCAGCAGAUCAUCAUCCAGCAGCCGCAGACUGCAGUGACCGCAGGACAGAACCAGCCUCAGCAGAUCACAGUGCAGGGUCAGCAGGCUCAGACGGCGGAGGGUCAGACCAUCCUGUACCAGCCGGUCAACGCUGACGGAACCAUCCUCCAGCAGGGCGUGAUCACUAUUCCGGCUGCCAGUUUAGCAGGAGGUCAGAUCAUCCAGACGGGUUCAAACGCGAGCGCCACCGGGGGUCAGGGCACCGUGACUGUCGCCGUUCCCGUCACAGGAAACAUGGUCAACGCUGGAGGAAUGGUCAUGAUGGUCCAAAGCGGCGGCUCUGUCCCGACCAUGCAGCGGAUCCCUCUCCCCGGAGCUGAGAUGCUGGAGGAGGAGCCGCUCUACGUCAACGCCAAGCAGUACCACCGCAUCCUGAAGAGACGCCAGGCCCGCGCCAAGCUGGAGGCCGAGGGCAAGAUCCCCAAAGAAAGGAGGAAAUACCUGCACGAGUCUCGUCAUCGGCACGCCAUGGCGCGGAAGCGUGGUGAUGGCGGGCGCUUCUUUUCGGGGAAGGAGAAGGACGAGCUGGAUGUGCAGGUGGAGUCAGAGCAGGCCCCGGUCGGAGAGGAAGCUGUGACUCAAAUGAUCAGCGUUUCAUAACCCUCCGUAACGCUUCGUACGGUGUUAACUGCAGCGUAAAGCUGAAAGAUCUCAGUGCCGGUGCUUUGUACAGCUUUCUACACUGGCUCUGUUCGAGUCUGGUGCUUAAUAUGAGCGAGAACGCAGAGCUAGGAUCCGUUUUUCGCCUUUCACCUUGUAUAUAAUGCUACUGUAAAGGCGCGGAGAGCAGAUCCCAGAUCGGCGCCCUGCACAACUGACAAUUUCUGUAUGAAAGCUUGGAGAGACUCGAAGAGACAGAUCCUGUGCGUUUCUUAUCUCGCGAGGUCGCUCCUGUGUGCUGUGUUUUUCUAUGGGGGAUCUGAUUGGCACAAGUUUUAAUAAUUCUAAGCACGAGUUUUAAUAUUUCCAACGUGAACGUUGUAGCGAGACCAACGUUUUCGGAUCAGAGAAGUUAUUUAAACUCAUCUGGCAUGUUUUAUCGAGUUGUGUUUCCUCGUACAAAUUGUGAAAAGUUGAAAUGUUCUGACUAUGCACUUCCACACUGAACGUUCUCCAGAACGUACCAAAUACUUCAAGGUCUCCAAGGCCACGUCUCACGUGAACUUUACAGCACGAAUAUCCAUUUGAUGAAUAAAAAGCUGGCGUGUUUCAGAAAUGCAA